AAGAGGCGGGCUCGCCAGGUUGGAUGGACGAGGGUGCCGGGGCCUGUCUGGAUGAUUGUCUGACUGCGGAACGAGCGAUGUGGGGGAGGUUAUUGUGAGACAAUAACAGCCUUCAUAUAAAAACACUUUUUCUGCGUGACUGAUAGAAUUUGUAAUGUUGAUUUAUUUCUACCUCUGAUGGAGGAUUAACUAGAUUUCUCACUGCUACACUGGAAGACUUUGCAGAAAAUUUAAAAUGUCAUCAAAUAGGAGUCAGAAUCCUCAUGGACUUAAACAGAUUGGUCUUGAUCAAAUAUGGGAUGACCUGAGAGCUGGAAUUCAACAAGUAUAUACAAGGCAAAGCAUGGCAAAGUCCAGAUAUAUGGAACUCUACACUCAUGUUUAUAACUACUGCACUAGUGUACAUCAGUCUAAUCAAGCCCGAGGAGCUGGUGUAACCACUUCUAAAUCUAAAAAAGGCCAAACACCUGGAGGAGCUCAGUUUGUUGGCUUAGAAUUGUACAAACGACUUAAAGAAUUUUUGAAGAAUUACUUGACAAAUCUCCUUAAGGAUGGUGAAGACUUGAUGGAUGAGAGCGUGUUGAAAUUCUAUACUCAACAAUGGGAGGAUUAUCGGUUUUCAAGCAAAGUGUUGAAUGGGAUUUGUGCCUACCUCAAUCGACACUGGGUUCGUCGUGAAUGUGAUGAGGGCCGGAAGGGAAUAUAUGAAAUUUAUUCACUUGCAUUGGUGACCUGGCGGGACUGUUUGUUCAGGCCACUAAAUAAGCAGGUAACAAAUGCUGUGUUGAAGCUGAUUGAAAAAGAAAGAAAUGGUGAAACUAUCAAUACAAGACUGAUCAGUGGAGUUGUGCAAUCUUAUGGUAAAUUAAUAUUAAUGAUUAUUGGUAUUUUUAAGAUUAAUUUUCAAUUAAGAUUAAUUAAAAAUUAA
Molecule: messenger RNA, 928 nt
Organism: Thamnophis sirtalis
Lineage: Eukaryota; Metazoa; Chordata; Lepidosauria; Squamata; Natricidae
Source: RefSeq, a predicted model, not a curated record